Ipomoea triloba (trilobed morning glory) is the source of this 1755-nucleotide messenger RNA. RefSeq lists its product as uncharacterized. NCBI's taxonomy places the organism in Eukaryota, Viridiplantae, Streptophyta, Magnoliopsida, Solanales, Convolvulaceae. The transcript has 3 exons. The record is from RefSeq and is a predicted model, not a curated record. The coding region runs from base 1 to 1755 and encodes 584 amino acids.
AUGCCCUUAGUCUCUGUAAAACAAGAACCAAUAGAUGAUGAACAUGAAAAAUUGCAUGUUCCUGAUAAAAAUCUACCCGUACCUGAUAAUGUCAAUCCAGAAUCUGCUGUAGUAUAUGGUCCUCACCAACUUGAACCUCCUGCUUCCCUUUUCACCAAACUCAACCUCUUUAACAUCAUGGAUGAACACAGAAGAUCAACCUCUCUCACAAAUAGACUGUCUAUUCCCCUGAAUAUCCUACAAAACACAAAACCCACACAAGAUCAAUCAGAAAACUCUCAUACUGAUGAAACUAGGUCUGAACCUCAAUCUGAACCAAAUCCUAAAACAACACCUACCAUCUCCAUUGAUGAUUCUCCAUUAGACUUUGAGUUUGAAACAGGAAAUCCUCUAGAAUUACAAGUUGCAGAACCAACUGAUGAAGAAGACAAUCUGCCUUUGUCUCAAGUGAAGAAGAAUCAAGCAAAGUCAAAAGGGAAGAAGAAGAUCCAAGAAGAACAUAUGGACAAAAAUCCUGUGGCAAAAAUUCAAGUUUUUCCCGCCCCUGUCACCAAGCGGAAAACCAGAUCAUCCACAACACAACAGGAGAAGGAAACCCCCUCACCAGCUCAGAAAACUAAGAGAAAACAGCCAAUCGCUGAACAACCUGUCCCUGUGGAAACCACGGCCAGUAAGAAGAGAAAGAAGAGCACCACUCAAACUCAGCAACCUGAAAGCCAGCCGGACGUCUCCGCCGUAACACCUCUUGAAGUAAUCACCCCUCAAUUCUUAUAUGAUGAGUAUGCGGCAAGAUGGGACUCAACAAACAAACGGAAAAUCCUGAGUGAAAGGUAUCUUGAUGUUGAAAAGUUCAAGUCUCAAUGCCAACUUAUGCCAAUAUUUGAAAAGUUAAACCUUGUCAAGUCUGUAACAACUCAGACGAGCUAUCCACCAAUUGCCAUCAAGGAAUUUUAUGCAAACCUUCUGAAGACUGUCAAAGAGGCUGGCUCACAUGUCUAUGGACGUAUUUGGCUGAGAGGAAAGGAAUACAAUUUUGACACACGUACCAUCAAUAUGUAUCUGGGCAUAGAUGCAAGUGACAUUGAGGACCCUGUUAUUGGUGCAAAUACCAUCACAAAGGUCAUUACAAGAGGAACAUACAGCUACUGGCCUGCUGAAACCAACAUGUUGCCAGCAAAAUCUCUCACAACAAAGUAUGCUAUUCUGCACAAACUAGCCAUGACAAAUUGGAUGCCAAAUGAACACCGAGGAGGAUUAAACUUUCUUAUGGCCACCCUGAUCUACAAGAUAGGCAAAGGUAUUCCCGUUGAUUUAAGUGACAUUAUCUUCAAACAUGUGGCAUCCUUCAGAAAACCAGAGUCUAAAGAGAGCAAGGUAAAGCUGUCUUUCCCCUGCACAAUUUAUGGAGUUCUGCGCUCACAAGGUUUCAAACCAGAACCAAAUGAACCUAUGGAAGCACCACAAGUCAGAACCAUUGAUGCCAAACUGAAACAAGGAAGUCAUGUGCUUGAUAUCUUUCCAGAACAUGCAACAAACUCACAACACAGCACCUUGACAAAAGCAUCAGAGAUCUUAACACAAUCAUCCAGAUACUCGUUGAAAAGGGAACAAUUGAGAUUGAGAGACCAAGAGAUGACUGCUGUUGUUGCUGAAACACCCACUGAUCCAUCUACUGCACCUGAAGCUGAUUCCACCGCACCUGAAGCUGAAUCCACUGCAGACAGCCAGGACGAUGAGUCCUCAGAAUCUGAUUGA